AUGAGGCGCCACAGGUGUGACAGCACAGCCUCUGUGCCUCAGUUCUGUAACUCCCCGACUGUGAUUGUGAUGGUGGGAUUGCCUGCCAGAGGGAAGACAUACAUCUCCAAGAAGCUCACUCGCUACCUGAACUGGAUUGGAGUUCCUACAAAAGUGUUUAACGUGGGCCAGUAUCGCAGGGAGGCAGUGAAGACCUACAAGAACUUUGAGUUCUUUAAACCUGACAAUGAGGAGGCCAUGAGGAUCCGCAAGGCCUGCGCUUCAGCUGCACUCAAAGAUGUUGCUGUGUACUUCACAAAAGAACAUGGACAAGUAGCCGUGUUUGAUGCAACCAACACCACAAGAGAGAGAAGAGCCAUCAUCAACACUUUUGCUAAAGAGAGAGGCUAUAAAGUGUUCUUUGUGGAAUCCAUCUGUGAAGACCCAGAAAUCAUUACAGAAAAUAUCAUGCAAGUAAAGUUUGGGAGUCCAGAUUACAUUGAUCGUGAUAUAGAGGAGGCUAUGCAGGACUUCAUCCAGCGAAUUGAAUGCUACAAGGCAUCCUACAUGUCUAUCGAUGAUGAAAUAGACAGGAACCUCUCCUACAUAAAGAUCUUUGACGUGGGCAGUAGAUACCUGGUGAACCGGGUCCAGGAUCACAUUCAAAGCAGGAUUGUCUACUACCUAAUGAACAUUCAUGUCACACCGAGAUCCAUCUACCUGAGUCGCCAUGGAGAAAGUGAACUCAACCUGUUAGGUCGCAUUGGUGGGGAUUCAGGCUUAACCCCGAGAGGACAUCAGUAUGCUGGUGCUUUGGCAUCCUUCAUCAGGGGUCAGAACAUCAAGGAUCUGAAGGUGUGGACGAGUCACAUGAAGAGAACUAUUCAGACUGCAGAGACUCUGGGAGUCCAGUAUGAACAGUGGAAAGCUCUCAAUGAGAUAGAUGCUGGUGUGUGUGAAGAACUAACCUAUGAAGAAAUUCAGGAGAAUUUUCCAGAAGAGUUUGCAAUGAGAGACCAGGACAAGUAUCGUUAUCGUUAUCCUAAGGGAGAGUCGUAUGAGGACCUGGUCCAUCGUUUAGAGCCAGUGAUCAUGGAGCUGGAGAGGCAGGAAAAUGUCCUGGUUAUCUGCCACCAAGCUGUAAUGCGAUGUCUACUGGCUUACUUUCUAGACAAAGCUGGAGAUGAGCUACCUUAUCUCAGAUGUCCUCUUCACACAGUGCUUAAACUCACACCUGUAGCUUACGGAUGUAGAGUUGAAUCAUUUUUCCUCAAUAUUGAAGCUGUCAACACACACAGAGAGAAGCCAAAGAAUGUCAGCCUGAACAGAAACCCAAAGGAAGCUCUGCAGACUGUUCCUGAUCAUAUAUAAAAACUGUUCUGAGAGAAACUGACCCGAUGUGUUGCUGCUUAUGAG
Molecule: messenger RNA, 1395 nt
Organism: Nematolebias whitei (Rio pearlfish)
Lineage: Eukaryota; Metazoa; Chordata; Actinopteri; Cyprinodontiformes; Rivulidae
Gene: pfkfb1
Product: 6-phosphofructo-2-kinase/fructose-2,6-biphosphatase 1
Exons: 14
Coding region: 1-1350 (449 amino acids)
Biological process (GO): fructose 2,6-bisphosphate metabolic process; fructose metabolic process
Cellular component (GO): 6-phosphofructo-2-kinase/fructose-2,6-biphosphatase complex; cytosol
Molecular function (GO): fructose-2,6-bisphosphate 2-phosphatase activity; ATP binding; 6-phosphofructo-2-kinase activity
Source: RefSeq, a predicted model, not a curated record